AUGACCAUUAGCCUUCGGCUGUCGCUGACCUCCAUUCUAAAAGUGACGAAAAGAGCUUUUUGUUCGGCGUGUGUAACAAUAGCCGAAAAAGGCCUCUUCUCACGUAAGCUUACUCGCCGCGUUUGCCUCAUUCAACAUGAAGGGGAGCGUUCACUCGCUCGCGGCAAUUUAUUCAAGUUGUUUAUUUUUUUAAUUGUUGCUCUAUACAUAAGUUAUCUUAUGGACAUUUCUGCUUUUCGCCGUAUGCCGUGAACGCAAUCUUUAACUUUUCUUGUGUUUGCGCCGUUUCAAACCGCUUUCUUCUCGUCCCUUUAAGUCAAUGCUGUCGAUUAGCUGUGCGAAAAUAUAUACAUAUUAUAUUUUUUCAUUGAUAACUUAUGUAUUUGAAAGAUAAUAUAUAUAUCAUUGCGAUUUUCUUGUGUGACAUACAGUUUGUAGACAAAAAAUUGAUAUAUUUUGGUAUAUUUUUUUGUAAUAUAUUGCAGUUUUUUUCCCUCUUAUCACACAGGGAACCCACACUUUUAUUUGUAAACUGCACACGGAAAUUAAAUGUGAUUUAAAAUGUUACCGAUUCUGUUCUUAAGUCUGCUGCUGAGUAAAGUGAAACGAUGCAAUGCUUUAUUUUAUGUGGCUUGUCUCGCAUUUCACUGUUGGUUUCACGCGAUUGUUAUUAUCGUCUCGCGUUUCACGGUUGGCUAUUAAUUUAUUAACAAUUUGAAUUAACGGUAAUGAAUAGUGACAAGGGUCGAAAUUCCACAGCUGCUCUCGUAAAAUCAGUGCCUCCAGUUAAAUGGACCAGUUUACCACGCAAUGCCGCGCGAGGUAACAUUCCACGAUGACCUUUCCAGUUAAAACGAAAACAAAAAGGCAAUAUCUGGAUAUAUAUGCAAUCGAACUUGAAACAAUCUCAGAACUAAGCAGAAAAGCUCAAGAAACUCUCUGACGUCAAUCGCAAAGUUAACUUCCGGUCCAGUCAAGUGGAAGCAUUCAUAGAUCGAAAAGUCAGUAAUCAGUUUCUGAUCAUUUUGAAUGCGAAAGAUUUUUAUUUUAAAUAGAAAAAAAGUGGCCCACCGUACAUUUUAUCCCUUCAAAUGAUGUUGGGUUAAAUUUUGGGUAAAAACCGCACUUAAUACUUGAGUACAGUCUGGAAAUAAAACGGUCACGCGCCCUCAAACAAGCGCAGGUACAGAAUAUACUUUGUAGCGCGCCUCUGGACACGCUCGAAUUUUCGAAUUAGAUCUAAUUUAGACUGCGGAGUCCAGACUUUCUAGUAGACCAUUUGCUGACGCUAAAUCUGGGUUUGAAUAAAGUGCGGGAUAGAUAAGGUGCUGCUAAAUUAUUUGUACAUUUAUGAACCAUAACCACAUCGGUAAGAAAGAGUUUGUCGUAGACGUUGAGCCAUCCAAUUGACUUGCGCCUCUGAAAUGUAAUCAAACUUCCUAAGCUCUAAAACAAUCCUACAGGCAAAGUUCUGAAUAAGCUGCAGUUUACGAGUGUCUUUCUAAGAAGUGUUAUUCCACUCUGUAGUGUUGAACAAUGAAAAACCCUAGUGAACACAAAAGCAUUAAUGGCUAGGAUCAGUGUCUUUCUAUCGAGCAAGUUAUAAAUACGUCGAAAUGCGGAUUAAUUGUAGAGACAGCUUGAAGACAGCUAAGUAUAGGCUCAUCAUCAUCAUAAGGGAAGUUAGAGUUCAUCCACACCCCAAGGUCGUUGACAACCGAUCGUGAAGGAUAAAUUAGUUUUUUACAUUUGGUUAUUCAAACAAGACUUGUAUCAAGACAGCUUUCAAGGCGCUAGUGAUACCUAUCCUCGAGUACGCUUGCCCAGUCUGGAACCCUUAUCUGGUGAAACACACCAAGGCAAUCGAAGCAAUUCAGAGAAGAGCGUCCCGACUAAUAUGUGGCCCCGACAAAGAAUAUCCUGAAAGACUUUUAGAGUUAAAAUGGGACUCUUUAGAACUGAGACGGAAAUAUCUUAGCCUAGUUCAAAUGUAUAAGAUUAUAUUUGGUUACUGUGAUAUCAAUUGCCAUCAUUACUUUGAUAUUAUUGGAAUAACUCGAACUAGAAGUAAGCAUGAGUAUAAAAUAAGGCCUAAAGUUGCCCGUACAAAUUAUUUUAAAUAUUCAUUUUUUCAUAGAUAUAUUAAUGAUUGGAACUCUUUGCCUUCUGAAGUAAUGUCAUCUCCUAGCCUUCAGUCUUUUAAAGUUUCACUGAUUAAGUACCUUCGCUCAUAAUUUACCUUAAAAUACUAGGCAUAGUGUCUUUACUAUAAGUUUAUGCAUUAUUAUUAGGCAUCUAGGUUUAUAAUUUAUAGUCUAAUUUAUAGUCUUUUAAUAUAUGUUUAUAUAUUAAUUAAUUUUUUUUUUUUCUUUUUUCUUUUUUGGAGGGUAUGUCUUAGCAUGGGAAUUUGGUUUCCCCCUACUACCGUCCUGUUAACUAUUUUUGUAUUUUUGUUCGAUUGUAUAUGUUAGUAUUAGUUCAUUUGUAUCAGUUAUGUAUGGUUACGAACUGUGAUUAAAGAUUAAAGACUAAGAGGUAGACAAGGGGUAGUGACAAAGCUCUUGUCGGGUUAGGUACGCCCACUAACAAUAGCUUGGUUUUAUCAGGAUUUAUUAGAAGCGAGUUCGCACGACACCACCUUGAAGCUUACAUGAGGUAACUGUUAAGGGCAUCCACUGCCUCACUCACGUCGCGAGGAGGAAGUGAUAAAAGGAACUUGGUGUCGUCCACGUAUCCCAUCAUUUGACACUACUUAAGAACGGAGAAAAGCUUAUUUACUUAUAACCUGUCAACCACUAUUUAUUUUAUCCACAAAAGAAUAAGUAGUUUCAUUUCAGGUUCAUCCACAAAAAAUUAUUUUGGACAGUUUUCACCUGCUCAUCUCUUUAUUUAAGAAAAUUUCAACUCAGUUGAAUCUAGCGUUUGCCUUUUGCCGUGAACGUGAUUCUAAAGGGGUGUACUCCUUUCGGCGAACCAAAAGCUAAUUUUUGACCCUAGAUUGCCUGCACAGUAUGGGCUUUUGCCGUGAAAACUGUCCGUAACAACGGAGUGUCAAUAAGCAGGUGCCUGAACUAUACUUUGACAAAGUAUGUUUAAACAACAGUCAUGCAAAGCGUUAAGUUUUCCAUAAAAUGAAUUUUUACUAGCAUGUUUAUUUCUGCUGUUUGUAUUUUCUUGCCGUACUAGGUUUACAUAUGUCUAAUUGCAAAACAAAGUUACAAACCUGCUAAGUUCUCUGUGCGUGAUUGAGGUUAUCUAUAGAAUCAUUUUAAAGGUUAGACAUUUGACUCGCUUCAGUUGUGACUGAUCACUCAGCAAACAUACAUUAAACACACCUGAAAAAAACGAAAAUUGGAAAAGUUUUGAAAAAAAAUUGGAAAAUUUGCGAAAAGUCGAAAAUUAGUUGUGUCAGUGUAAAGCAAUGAAAGAGAAGGUUGAGAGGGCCCCACCCAAUCAACGUUAAAAUUUUUCGCAAUUUUUUUUUUGAAAUGGUCUUAAAUCUGCAACGGGUUUUCGACUCGAUCAUCAACAUGACAAAGAACUGCGAAAAAUGGCAGGUAACGAGAAAAAUCUUUAAUUGGCAAUUCUCGCAAAUAAUUUUGUAAAAUCCACAAUUUCAUGGCUACUGACUCACUCAACAACAUGACAAAGAACCGCAAAAAUUGCAAAUAUCUCUUAAAAUGUCGACCUUGCAGUUUUUUGUAAUUCUCCCGAAUUUUGUGACUUAGAAGGACAAAAAAGCGGAAAAAUGGGAAUGUACACGAAAGUUUCUCAACCUUGCAAAAGUCGCAAAUUUUACCACGAACGCGAAAAAUUGCCAACCUCGCGAUUUCAGUCUAGAGUUUUCGGAAGCACACACGAAAAAUCUCAAAUUUGGCAGCUGCGUGCAAAGAGACGAGUGCCAACCCACAGUUAAUUUUAUUUUUAAAGUCCUCAUAAAAUUCUUUUUAAUUUCUGACUAAUUUACGCGCCGUCUUCAUUUUUAUUAGUGAAAGCUAAUCAGCAUGCCAUUUUCAUUUCGAACCUCAGGUGCAAGACUGACAUCUGCCAUUUUACUUUUGGCCUCGGCCAAAACAUCCCCAGGUGAUCUGCUGUUUAAAUAGGCAUAUUUUAUUCAAUUCGAAGUAGCUGUCCGCUAUCUUCCUUUGUAUUUAUACUCUUAUACAAAUGUAAGCCCAACUUCCAAAACUUCGCGGGAUCAUUUUUUUUAAUUAGAGGGCCGGCUGAGAAUUGUUAAUUAUCUUGAUCUCCAUGCCAAUGAGGUCUCUUGCCGCUGCUAAAGAGGUUAACAUUCGGGUUUAUUUUUCUUUUAAAAGCCUAAAAGAUCACUGAAUUAUCUCCAAAACUUAAAAUACCAAAGUAUUAAAGCCCAGAGAGAGCUUUCAUUCUUAGAGCCUUAAAUCUCAAAAAGUUCCACAUUGCUUAUUAUUUAGGCGAGAGAAAAUCGGGAUGUUAAAGCGACAGCUUUAUUUGUAUGCCCGAAGGCCCGGUUAAAAUAUACCAUCUUUCACUUCUUUGUUUUUCUUUACUUAGUAAAACUUGAGCACAUUGGUUUGCACGACAGGUGUGUGAUUGAAAGGCUUCGGGCGCACUAUAUGCAAAUUAAUAUUUUCGCCUUGCGAAAAUCGUGUAUUUAAGCUUGAGCAUUUUCCAGUCUACUCUGCAACUGCAGCGUUUGUUAUGAAUUAUGGCGUUCGAGAUGUAGAUUGAAGACGACGAAAAAGUCCGAUAAGGUUAGCAGUCUUUAACCCUUGGUGAAAAACUGAAAUAGAACAACUUUUUUUCUCUUCGGAAAAAAAAGCAAGGAAAAUCUGCGUGGGGAGAAAUCACUUUUCUGGAAAAUGGAAUCCUUUUUGUCUCUUGAUGAGCUAUGUAUUAGUUUCUCGGAUCACGAUUUGAGAACCAGCGCUGAUUCCAGAACCCAAGACCAACAUGAAAAGGAUUCUUGCUACGUACUAAAGGACAGCAAAGACCACCGAGGCUCGCUUUGCGUGCGGGAUGACUUUCAUAAACAGAGAAAAGGUAAAAUGAAAGAAUUCCAUCUUGAAGCCGAUAAUGUCGUGGCAAAAAACGAUAGUCGAAAUACAUAUGCUUGCAAAUUACCAGAUAUAAAACCCACCAAUAAAUCGAUGCAAAUGAUUCAUGUUAUGGCGGGGAAAAUGGGACGGAGUCGAAAGUUUUACUCCAUCAAUGCGGACGAUUUCACAGUUGGAGCAAAGCCAGGGACGUUUAGUGAUCUAAGAAGCGAGGAGAGAGAAGAGCUGAACGCCAGCAGAAGACGCCGAAAUCACUUGCCACUUGGGGAAAGUAAAAACUAUUCUGGUGGACAAAACUGGAAAUGUAAUCCUGCAAAUGAUGCGAAGUCUCUCAUGGCUAAUUGGACCAGGGGAAAAGAACCGUACUCCGGCUCGGCGCAAAGCGGGUUCUUGGCAGCCUCACAGAGGAAAAUCUUUUCCCCUCGUCAAUCAGUGAAAAGUGGCCCCCAACUGAUCGAAGUAAACGAAGAAUUUGCUGAGACCUUACAAAUGGAUUUACCGCAAAAGGUUACUAAAUUUCUAGAAAUGGAAAUCUCGCUUAUCAAGGGAAGAGAGAAAACAAAUGCGAUGCAAAAGCGUAAAGGAAGUGUCUUUUCCACCUACCGUGCUUCUGAUACCCCGGAAGGUGUCGAUCUUAAAUUGAUAAAAACGAGAAAAUCUUGGGAUUCUGCCUAUCUUGACAGGAUGGAAAGAUUAUAGAAAUGCAAACUCACAUUAUGUACGUGGCUGGAGAAAACAGCUGCCUCUCUUACCUCCUAUCGCCGCUAGGGACGUUUCGAGAGAAAACGCCUCUAGCGGCAACGAGCGAGGAGGGUGGACGGCUGUUUUCGCUGGCUACUCAUUAUAAACGCUAACUUGUUGAAACGGUGUGUGUGUUGGUGGGCACCCCUUUGUUCAGGACUGUAACGUUAAUAUUUAUGAUAAAAAAUAAUAAAUGAUAAUUUAAAAGUAAAUAAAAAGGAUGAAUAAAAUGAAAACACAUUAAGUACCCUGGUAUAUUGUUUCGUAGAAGAAAAAAGAAAAAAAUUAUAGCAAUUCUCUACUGAAUUCUGUUGAGACCUAGUCUGUCACACAACCGGACCGUUUUUAGUGUCGUCAGGCAACGCUCGGUAACGUUUGUGGGGUGGAGCAUUGCGUGAUGACACUAAUAACAGAAUAACGGCUGUGUAGUAGUUGAGACCCUACUUUACGGACAGCCGCUUAAAGGAGCUGUGUCACCCAGUUAAUCAAAAUUCAAACAGUUGAAUCCGGAGGGUGCUCCUGGGAAUUCUUGGUGGGGGUGUGCCGCCCGGUUCUCAAACCAAAUCCUGACCCGAUUUCAGACCCAAAAAUGUAAUUUCAAGUAUACAUUGCCGUAGUUCCCUCAAAGACCAUACCCGAUUCCAGACCAAACUGGGCAAAGUGUAUACCCGUUUUCAGACCAAAACGGCGAAUAACCCUACCCGAUGGGGCGGCACAUACCUAUAUAGCCUAUAUAUUAAAAAUUAUUCCUCGAGCCCGAAUGGGCUCUGACUCAAUAGCCCAUGAGGCCGAAGGCCGAAUGGGCUAUUGACUCAGAGGCCAUGAGGACGAGGGGAAUAAUUUUUUUAGUAAAAUCCAACUAGUUGGUCAAAAAUAUCGAGACAAAACAACUUUAGCUAGCAAAACGCGAUUUAGCCGCCAUUGUUUUGGUUUUCUCAAAGCCGGCGCUUGUCGCUAUUAGUGGGCUUUAACAUAUAGCCUAGUAGUAGCUCAACCAAUCAGAACGCAGCACUGGUUGGAUUAUACUAAAAGCGAGUAUCCCCCGGGCAAUUUGAACCGUCACCAAACUGAGUAAAACAUAAAAAUAGCCGCUCAAAACAUUAAAAGAAGGUAUGAAUAAAACAGCAAACACAAAAGGAAGCACGGGUGGAGCAAGAAAAUUUGAAAAGGAUUGCAAUUGUGCUUUUUGAAAACUUCUUCGUCCCCCAGUAUUUUAAAGUUCAUUUUUCGUGUUUGUAACGUUUGAAAUAACGCUUCAUACGCUCGGGAGACAUUUUUGUUUGACAUGAAGCGAUGAUUUUGCCAUUCAAAAGUACGUUUUCAAGUUCCAUAGCGAAUAAAGACGCAUAACUGGCAUUAUUAAUAAGAUGAACUAAACACGAGUGACACAAUGGGACACAAUGUCCAUGGGAAUGACCUUACAUUUUUUCUUAAUUCAGCCCGCUUAAUACAGACCGAGCCCGUUAUUGCGGACAACAGCCUGCGUUGCUAGAGGAUUUUUUGAUGCGUUUCUCAUUUGUUGUUCCUACAGGGUUCGUAUUAAAACCGGUUCGUAAAGUAAGAGAUACAGCCGCGCGAAAGCUGAACCGAGGACGAACAAAAAAACGUUCUCCAUUGACUUCGCGCGUUCUCUAGUUUGAUCUCGCGCGUGGGUGUCUCUCGAACACACACUGGGUACACAGAAAAAAACUCACCAAAAAACCACCAGCUACGCAGGCUAUGCGAACAACGGACAAUUGUUUCUUGCCUAAUCAACAAAUUCUCAUAGAAAGACAACCUCGCUAAUGGGAACACUUCAUUAUUAACUGUGUGCUGUAACAGACCUGAGAACAAUUUCCUUUUUGAAGGUCAACAAACCCCUUCUGUUGAAAGCAUGUUGAUGUGCCCAGCCAAGAGCCAUAAUAGGACCUAUUAUACGUCUAUUAUGAUCUCUUGGCCCAGCGCUACAGUGAAAAUCCAGGACCUGCCACCCGUCACAGAAUGUAAAACGUAAUAAAAGAAUCGUUGAUAAACGUUGAGCAANACAGCCGCGCGAAAGCUGAACCGAGGACGAACAAAAAAACGUUCUCCAUUGACUUCGCGCGUUUUCUAGUUUGAUCUCGCGCGUGGGUGUCUCUCGAACACACACUGGGUACACAGGAAAAAACUCACCAAAACACCACCAUCUACGCAGGCUAUGCGAACAACGGACAAUUGUUUCUUGCCUAAUCAACAAAUUCUCAUAGAAAGACAACCUCGCUAAUGGGAACACUUCAUUAUUAACUGUGUGCUGUAACAGACCUGAGAACAAUUUCCUUUUUGAAGGUCAACAAACCCCUUCUGUUGAAAGCAUGUUGAUGUGCCCAGCCAAGAGCCAUAAUAGGACCUAUUAUACGUCUAUUAUGAUCUCUUGGCCCAGCGCUACAGUGAAAAUCCAGGACCUGCCACCCGUCACAGAACGUAAAACGUAAUAAAAGAAUCGUUGAUAAACGUUGAGCAAGGCACAUUUUAAAAGGCAAAAUCACUGCACAAAGUGUUUUCUCCUUCCAUAAAAUUUUACUUUUUUGUAGAGGGGCCUCCUAGGGGUUUUGGUGAUCGAGGGAGUAUGGGAAACUGAACCCGGCCGAUACUUGUCAUACUCAUGUCCAGGGAGGUAACCUUAGAGGAACAGAGGACUGGCUCCCGAAACUGUUGAAUAUUAUAAGGAUCAUGAGAAAGCCCCUUUCGCCUGAAAACGCGAAAAAAUAUAGCCUACGAGCAGUCUUAUUUUUCUUUCAAAGUUAAUGCGCAAGAAACCCAAGCACACAAGAUGAGAGCGGCGAAGUCGCGAGCUGCGAUAAACGAGGGCGUAACUGGCCCGAGAAGAAAAAGUCUUUUCUCGUCUGGUCCUAAUCCUUUAUUGCCCCCGCAGGGAUUUCGCCCAGACGGCGAAAUCCCAAGGAGGCACUCUAGUCUGACUUGCGCGUAUAUUAAGGAAAGUACUUACAGUUGAAAUAUACAGUCAGUAUGCCAGAAAAAAUCUCGAUUUGCUUGAACAGGGGCCGCGAGGAAUCGGUAACUUCAUCUGCGCUUAACGAGUGUCUUUUUGUCCAUAACUUUCAAAACAACUGCUCCACAGAAUGUCACUGAUAACACGUAACGCAAAAGAGUAUCGAAAUAAGACUGCACAAUAAGUGUCACAAAAUCUACCUAGGCGGUCCCUUCAGGAUUUUCUGUCUUUACGUCAUCCUAACCAUUUCGUACUUGUGGGCGCAAAAAAUAGAAACGUCAUCAUUACCUAUAAGGUGCGUAUAACUGUCUAUAUAUAAACACUUAGAGAGUUUUCCAGCGGUGCGGGUUCACAAUUCUUUGAUUGGAAACCUUGCCAGACACUCUUUCUCUCUCUUUGACCUGAAUAAGACUCAGCCCCAAACAAGCAAGACGAGUGAACAACGGCUAGCUUAUCUGGACGCUUAGAGAAAUUCGCCGACAGUCACAUUCUGUGCUGACUUAUUCCCACCUCACAGAUGUCCUUUUGCUAUAAAGUUUAAAAUAAGACUAGAAUGUGCGAGCGUGAAUUGAUCAAACGUCCUUUUAAUUUCUAAGGCUUACUUUCCGGUCAAUAAAAUGAACCGAAUGUAAAAAGUGAAAGAGAAAUAGCGAAAAAUUCAACUUCUAAUUAAAUCCUUUCUUAUGGUUUAGAAUAAACUAUUCUCGAAAUUGAGAAUGUUUUGAUCGAAGCUGUGUAAAUCGAACUAAAAAUGUGCAUGGAACCUUGCGUUUCCUGUAUUUAUCUCACCUAUUGUAUGGAAUAUGUGUGAAAAUCUUCAUUAUGAAUCGGUAUAUUUCAAAGAGCUACACCCAAAGAGCAAGAAUACUAUUGACCGACAAUAUACAGAGCGGGGGCAGCUGUAGUGUCAACUAUUACUAGUUGUAACAUAACGUCGUGGUUUGCAACCGCGCUGGCUGAGAUAAGAGAAAGGCGCACUGCAAGCAGCAAAAGACCCCGCCUCCCCCUCCACCCCCGCCUCCUGUUGCCCGGGUAACUGAAGCCUAAUGGCGCGGAUGCUAAGCUACAAGAUAUUUCCCAUAAUGUCUUUCGGUAUUACUUCCGAGUACACCUCCAAGUGACACUGGAAAAAUAUUCCAUGUUUCUGCAGUUAACAGAAAUUGUUUUGUUCGUUUCUCUCCAAAUGUAGGCGUCUUUUACGGCUCUAAUUCAGCUGCUGUUGUCUUUGUUUUGUUAUUUUAUUGAUAUGAGUAAGUAUCGCUUUGCCCUAGGCCUUGUAAUCUGUUUUGAGGAUGUCGUUGUCGUAAUGAACCGAGGCGGUUCUCUAACCGGUCAAUGAAGAGUAAUUGAAUCGGAGAUGGUUCUUUGUCCCUAGGUCGCACAGCUCGCGUAACCUUCAGCUACAAGGCUGAACAAGACGACGAACUUUCUCUGGAAGUUGGAGACGUGAUUAAAAGUAUAGUUGAUACGGAUGUAGGAUGGUGCGAGGGAGAACUGAACGGAAAAAGAGGGAUGUUUCCCAGUAAUUUUGUUGAGGAAAUAGUUGCGGAGUCCUCCGAUAAUAACACCGAUUCAGGUGAGAAAUUUUCACGGCUUUUGCACGUUGGCAUUUUUCCUUAAUCCUCAGGUCGACUAAGGUUUUGUUUGGUAAAAAUAACAUGGUAAGUUCACUUUACAGUCAUGAGUUUAUUAUAACUUUAUGUACAUAGGCUCACGUAUCCGCGGACUACUCAAGCUACAAUGUGCAAGCCAUUGAUUUUCACGUAGUUGUUAUUUUUAGGUUACCCAAAUAAUAAUUGUACAGAAAUCGUGAGAAGUCACUAUAAAGAGCGUCAUAGAUUCUUCUCAAGUAUUUCCUGUUGCUUUUAAUACACACGUUUGUUAAUAUUGACAGCUCCUGUACUCACGAUCUCAGAUCGUGGAAGCCUUAAAUAUUUGCAAACGUAUAAGGUCAUUCUGUAGUUUCACUUUCCUAUAAGCUGCGUCCGUAAGCUUUAAGCUGACUUAUGUUUCAAGUAAAGAAGUCGCAGGUCUGGUGCAUUGCAAAUGUUUCUUUUUCACCGAGAUUCAGAUCUCUUCUGGUGAUUUCUUGGAUGUCAGUUAUAAAUUGAAACGUUGGUUGAGAAUGAUUAUGAUGUUUAUAUAAGCAACUCAGAAAAAAAAAAUUCUUCCAAAUUCUUCUAACAGGAGUGUCAAACUUAUGAACUUCUGGUUACUGGUAAAGAUUAUAAAUUCUAUAGUACUGAGCUGAAGCUAUCAUGUUAAACUAUAUGUUACAGCCCAGUUAAAAUGAGGCAGCAGUCGACAAUUGUGCUGCUUUCAUUGGAAUAUGUGCCACCUAUUCAACACUUGGGUUGAGUAAUAUUUAAUAAAAACCACACAGAUUUAGGUCUUUGCCGCUUGUUUUUGUGGUUAUCUUGCCAACUAUUGUAAAAAGAUCGCAAAGCAUCAUACAAUCCUACUGAGUGGUCAGUGCAUCGGGUUUACAAUCCAGCUUCCCAGGUUUCUCUCACCACCAGUUGGAUUUGUUUCUCAACUGGGGUGAAUUCAAAUUCUCUGCCUCACUUGUGAAAAGCCAACUGUCUCGCUAAUGACUCUACUAACUACUUUGAUUUUUGAUUUUCACUAAUUCAAGUCAUAAGGGCUCUUUAAAACUCCAACUCUGACUCCAUUGCUAGUGAAAGCCAGCCUUUAGAGCAUUUGUUGGUCAUUGGGCGCUAUUUUAAUUAAUUAAUAAUCAUUUUAGUUGCAGGAAAGAAGGCAAGAGUAACAUUUGAUUAUGAUGCCCAGGACAAGGAUGAAUUGACUUUAAAAGUGGGUGAAAUCGUCAAUGUUCUGGGUGAAGAAGAAGCAGGCUGGUGGAAAGGACAACUGGCCAACAAAACUGGAGUCUUCCCUUCAAAUUUUGUAGAGCUCAUUGAUGAAAAGGAUGCUGCACAAAUGGAGACACAACACAAACAUUCAGGUUCGUUGUAUCCUGAGAAAACAGCAUUUCCACCAUUGGUGUUCCUGCGAAAUGAAGUCUGAGAAACAAGCCCAGAAGUUCCAUACUGAUGACGUGUCACUACUCACAUCAGGUGCUUCUGAUUGAUUGAAGUUAUUUUCCUAUGUGGCAUGACCAAUCAGAAGCACAACCCAGAUCUGGGUAGGGAUGUGUCAUCAGUAUGGAAUUUCUGCACUCAUUUCUCAGAUGUCAUUUUAUAGGGAAACCAGUGGUGGUGUCAUGGCAAUGUCAGCUGUUUUCUCAGGCUAGGUUUGUUGUACUCGUAUGUAGAUUCUUCAUUUGUUCACCCUUGUACACCAUACAAGUACGUGUACACUGUAUGCAACUGUUUGUUGAUAAUUCCAUUGUAUGUCUAAAAUAAACCAUGUGUUUUUCGAGAAAAUAUCUGUACAAUAACAAUAACAAUAACAUUUAUUUUUUGUAUUGCGCCUUUUCUAUAAAAUAUUCAAAAGUGCAUCACAAUAGUAAAUAAUAACUAAAUUUUACAAAUCUUUCUAUCAAAAUCAUAAAAAAUAUUUACAUUAAAUGAGUAAAAGAUAAUUACAAAUAAAGAUAUAGAUAUACUAAGAUAACUGAAAUGAUUCCUUAAAUAAAAAAUGUCUUAAUUAAAGUCUUAAAAGAUUCUAAGUUCGUUGCUUUGCGCGCAGACCUUGGCAGCUUAUUCCAUAGGAAAGGAGCAGCUACCUGGAAAGCUCUGUCUCCCAAUGUUUUCUUGCAGGGUUCGUAAAUACGCCAAAUUUGGCGUAUUUUAUGCCAAAAUUGUUCAGAUGACUCCACAUAGGUUACGGAGGGAGUCACUUCGACUCCAGAAAUUUUCGGUAACAAAAACAGUUUUGUCCUUACCUUUUUCGCAACAAAUACAAUUUACGUUAAUUGUAAAUGUUGUACUAGAACCUUAAUUAAAUCAUCAAAAUUAAAGAAUUAUACUGCACGACAAAGCAGGAAGAGCGUAAAUUACGGUCAAAGUUUACUCGAUGACCGCCAUCAUGGAGUUGAGCUGUCCAGGUCAGCGGACCGCCACAGGUACUUCAUGUAUCCCUCACGAUAGUGUAUACAUGUCAGGACCACGUGCUGGCAAGUCUGAAAAUGGCGUUUUUCGUUGUGAUACUUGACUCCAAAUAUUCCAAAAUGACUCCAAAAUUUGUGAAGCAGAAGUCACAGUGACUCCACUUAUCAAUAAAAUUUGCAAACCCUGUCUUGGUUUUCACAUUUGGUCUUUCCAACAAACGACGAUUGUCGUUGUACCCAGCUAAUGUAGGGGCAUUGGGGCAUUGGGAAUUCCAGGCGGCGAAGGGGGCUCUCCCUUUUAUAAGUAUUUAGAGAUGAAUUAUCCCUUUGUCUCGUAGACCAUAUUAUGGCAAAAUAUUUGUCAUGCUUACUUUUAAAUCUGUGGAUAAAAUCCUCAUGGUAUUACCAUUCAAAUGAGACCCCUUUGGCAGAACUUUUGCAAAGUGCUAUUCAUUUCUUAGGAUUUUACAAAGAGGAAUUUAAAUGUUUCUUACUUUUUGUGUUUACAGUUUCCAUAGAAACUGUAACACUAAUAAAAUAAGUAUGCGGUCAUGAAAUGUUGUGUCCGUAAUGUCCAUUAGUACAUGUAAGAAAAGCGAUAAUUCUUAUGGCCAGAUACAAAAUACUGUAUGAUUCAGUUUGCAAACAAGGGGAGUCUAUUAUGCUUUAGUCAUUACUUGUCUUUUUGUCAGUUUAUUAAAUUUUUCUCUAUAGUCAAAAGAAAAUUUUGCAAAAGAGGGGUAAGUGUGCUACAUAAUAUGAAGGUGAAGUGUGACCUGUUGCGUGAGAAAAAUAAGCGUGACCUGUUGCGUUGAAAAAAAUAUUUUUCCUGAUGCAAGAAGUCAGGCUUCAUUUUCUCUUUGACGCUAGUCAUGAGCAUGCUAGACAUGAAGGUGAAACAUAACUUAACCUAUUUGCUCCUGGAGAUUUUGCCGAAAAUCGCGUUUUGAAGCUAGUCGAGUGGUUUUCUGGUCACUGUCUUGCUAUAAAGAGCUUAAACUUACUGGUCAGUCAUUUACAGGUCAUACACUUCACGGCCUUCUGAUCCAGAUGCAAAAUAUCAGCUUGCGAAGUUCGGGCAUUUGCAGAAAGCAAAAUUUCAAGAUAGUUUUUGGGUUUAAAAGUGACACAGCAGUCUUGACUUUUACUUUUCGCUUUCUCUCCUACCCUCUUUUCUCGCUUUUCUUGCCUCAAUUUUUUUUCUCUUGCUGGGUAUUUAGUAGGCUUCAUUUUGGUGGGAAGAGUUUUUAGGAAAGCUUUUAGGAUCUUAAGAUUAGGUGAAAGGAAAGGUAGGUGGGGAAUGGAACGAGAUUUUCAUGGAGAUUUUCAUGUAAAUGUUGCAUGGUUUUUUUGCCUCUUUCUCCGGUGUCCUUGACUGAAUUGUGCUCAUUCUGGUAUGGUUUGAAAGAUCUCCUCACUCUGCACAAGUUAGCCUACAAAGUUGUCCAGGACCGUUAAAACUGAUGAUGUCACAAGGGGUAGAAAGGACGUGUAUCCGCACAGGCGGUUACUUGCGGUUCAGGGACGAAUGGGUUAAUGCAUCAGAUACAGAUAUAUUACUAAUAAUAGGUUUCUUAACAAUACAUUGUAUAUUUUUUCUUCAGUGGAAGCUACAGCACCUAGUGCAGAGCAUCUGGAUGGUUUAUUGGAAGAGGAGGAACCUGAAAUAAAAAGAUCCUCCAGUGUGGGAGCAUCUUCCAAGAAGUUACCUGGAGGUGGUAUGGGAUUUGGCAACCUUAUCAGUGCUGAUAUUUUAGCUGAGAAGAGACUCAAGAAAGUCCAUCACGAUGACAAGAAAGAAAAGAAAGAGAAGAGUUCUGUCUUACACGCUGAACCGAGCAAGUCACCAUCCACAGUGAAAACCAAAGCGCCUGCGACGGUAAGGAAACAUCGUUCCAAAGCUUCUUCAUUUCCUUCUUCACUUGUUUUUGGCUUAUCAUAGAAUAAUCCAUUCUCAUGGUUAAAGGAGCUGUGUCACAAAAUUCAGCCAAAUUAGGUAAUUACAAAAUGUGCGUUAAAUUAAGAGAAACAUAAAAAUAAUCGCUUAAAACUUUUAAGGAAGGUUAAAAUAACACAACAGAUACAACAGAUGCCAUGGAUGGGCAAAACUGAAGAAGACUGAAACGGAUUGAAAUUAGGGUUUUUGAAAACUGUUCAGCCUAACAGUUUUUCAAAGUUUAUCUCUGCUGUAUGCAACCUUAAAAAAAAAAUGCUCAGGAGACAUAUUUGUUUGUCUUGAGUCUCUGAUUUUCUCAUUUACAUGUAAUUUCCUUGCUUACUUUAAGUUCCAUAGCAAUUGAGGGCGAGUAAUUGGCAAAAUUUAAAACAAAAUGAACCGGACUGCCGUGACACAGCCGCUUUAAUAUCUCGGGGUUUAAAGUCACUGACUUCCAUUGCUUUUUCCUUUCUUUAGAGUGCUAAGUCAAGGCCAGCACCUCCAGUUCCUCAAUGUCCACCAAGUAAGCACUUUAACCCUUCAAGCCCCAAUAUCAACAUACAAAUUCUCUACGCUGAUCUCCACAUACAUAUCCUUGAAAAACUAGUUGAGAGAAUUUGUUUUAAGAUCAAAACAUUUUUUCUUGAGUGAUCAUUUUAUUAAUUCUGAUAACCCAUUCUCUUGAUCAUGUAUGGAUAUUGCUGGGAGAAAAUAGAUGUUGGUCACUCCUGGGACUAAUUAAGGUACACUGUAAAUUUUUAAAAGAGCACUUUAAUACUGCACAUGUUCAUUAAUCCAUUUAUUUUAUUAAAUCUAGAUCAAAGCACCAGCAAAAUAAGAUUUUCAGUUACUGGAGAUGAUAUCCUACCCCUACUGUAUGUUCCCUUACCCCUGAUGGAAUGUUUUUAGAAACUCUUGACUAGUGGACAGUCUGGACUAAUACAAAUUUUCAUUAAAAAUUCCAGUAGCAGGAGGAAGGUGUAACAUCUCAGGAGAAUAUUUUGAAAGAGGCUCCACAUCUGAAUUGAAAAUAGUCAUAAUUUUAUUCUACCAAACGUCAGCCAGAGAAUUCUGCAUAAUAAAUGAAGGUUAAUUCUCCAAUAUCCGAUGCCCAAUGAACCAUGGUUUUCAAUAAGAGCCAGUGGCCGACAAAAUUCGCUGGCUCUUUCACAUGAACUCGCCACCUACUUUAAAUACAGUAUUCAUGUGAGGUCACCGAAUAAAAAAGCCAAAAUUUGAUGAUGUCUGUGUUUUGUUCAAGCACUCCAGAAUGCUGGAAAUGCAUUCUAAGAGGCCCAGAUUUCAACAUUUUUACAGGAGGGUUGUGGUGUUGGGGGGGGGCAUGCCCCCGGAGCCUCCUAGAAUCUCUUGCCUUCAGUACUUGCAAGUUGUGCCUUUGGUGCCAGUUUUUUCCUUCCCGGCCUACUCUAAAGCUUUUGCCAACUAUUUAUAACCUUAUUGAAAACCUUGAUGAACACCCUGCUAAUAAAUCAUAAAUGUCACUGUCUGCUCUAAGUUCAACCUAUAUGUGCACCUGUACCCCUGCAUUAUAAAUAAUUAUUGGAUGAGGUUUUUUAUGAUUUAAAUAAUGAAAGUGGAGGUAUUAUCAGCUGAGCCAAAGGCCAAGGCCGAUAACACUUAUUGAGACCUUGAUUAUUUGGGAUAUCACAAAAACUGAAUCUACAAAAUAAUAUUAUUGUUUUGAAGAAAAUAAUCUCAUGGAACACGGUUUGACAUUGCUCUUUGAAAUCAUGCAUAGUGUGUGCAAUCUACAGAUUAGUCAGUAAUCUGCUAGCAAAUAACUGACAAAUGUGUAGGUUGGGUGGAUUUCCAAAAUUAACUCUAGGCUCUUAGCCAUAAUACAAAGACAGAUAGUGAGUACAAUGUAUAAGGAGUCUUUUUUAUUUUGAAUUCCCAUACCCUCUACAGGUCACUCUUAAUAUAGGGACCAUGCAAUUAGGGUUUGAACCUCUGGAUAUUUGUUGUUGACACAUCAUGUGUUACACUGAAAAUUUAUUUUGUAUGCUUGCCAAUACACCGUUUCUUCCCUCGGUUAAUUCCCAUGGGAUUAAAUACAUGUACAUUGUACAUGUAUGAAUUUCAAAACUUAUGAUUUUAUUAUCAUUUUUAGGUAAGAAGCCCAGUGAAAGAGCCAAAGUUAUGUUUCCUUAUGAACCUGAAAAUUCAGAUGAACUUAAUUUAGUUGAAGGUGACAUUAUCACUAUACUCAACAAAGACGUUCCUGAGAGUGAUGGUUGGUGGGAAGGAGAGAUCAAUGGUAAAGUUGGCAUGUUUCCUAACAACUUUGUUGAACUGCUACCUGCUGAGGAAGAAGAUACGACGUCAGUGAAAGACAAAGUAAUAAUAUUGAUACUAUUCAUACCUUUUUGAACACGCGUAUAAAUUUGCUAGCAAGCGUGACUGACAAAAAAAUGAUAUUUUACCUCAGUUAUGGUAGGAUACAUGCAACAGGGCCCUAUUUUGCUUUCUCUCUGUAAACAAUUCAAUUUCACCAGCAAGUGAUAAAAUCCUUCAUAUUUGCUUCUCAACAUUUUGUUGUUCACAAGUUCAGAGCACUGGGCUUCCUUAUCUUUUUUGUUGCAAAACCCUUUUCUUUUUCACUUAAAAUGCCUUGAAAUGCAAUUUUCACAUCAGAGCUCCCAAAUUUCAACUUUUCCCAGGGAAUCCCCUCGUGGAAGGGAGCUAGCGCUAUAAUGAUCAGCUUGAUCAGCUGUGCCAUGUGACUGUCUUUUUUUUCCUCCUACUGUAAAUUUUCUGGAGAACCCUGCUACAAUUCACUUCUCAGUAAUUGGUUUCGCUUUUAAGAUUUUCAUAACAAAAAAGGGAUAUGCUCAAACCUCCAUGAAGCUUUUACCCUUGAGGAAGAGAUAACUGGCCUGCUAAUAAUAAUUGUUUAAUAGUGAGAACCAGUUCUAGUAACUUGCUGCUUUAUAGGAGGACGCUUAAGGGCUUGUCAUUUAUUACCUGCAAGGUGGUGGUGGAGUAGGGGGUGUGGGGGGGUGGGGGGUAAAAGGGUCAGGCGGCCAUUUUGCUGGGGAGUCAUUUUCAAAAUUUUGAAAUUGGUUCUGGGGGAUCAUUUUCAGAUAACAGAUCAUCACCUGGGGGAUCAUUUCAUGAAAGAAGGUCAAAGCAGUAAUGAGCAAGGAUUGAAAUUGAAUGUAACAGCUGUAAAUAGUUCACAUGGAUCAUAAAAGAUGGCUGUAGAUAAAGUAUGUGGUGGGAUGGUGAACUUCAGCUCGAUUUGUAGCCAGAAUAUUUGUAGCUUCCACAGCAAUCGGGUGCUCAAGGAGAUUCAACUGUAUUCUUAAUUCAAACAUUCUUCUUGCUAUUGUUAUUAUUCAUAAUUAUUGAUUUUAUUGUUUUGUUUUUUCAGGCUCGUGUUGCACCUGCCACAGCUAAGAAAGGUGUACCUGUGCUACCAGUCAACUUAGAUGAACUUAAAAAAUCACCAAGUGAGUAUUCCUACACUAAUGGGCAAUGAAACUGAUGUCAAAGCUCUAAGUAUAUUAUUAUCACUUUGUCGGGCAUUGUGGCGCAUUUUGCGCUAAAAUAUAAUUUAGCCCACUGAAAUAUAACAGUAAAAAGACUGGAAUAAACAGUCAUACGAUAAUUACAAGCAGCCAAUCACAAUGGAGAAUCCAUUGCAAUGUUCAUGCCACCGUUUUCUUGCAUCGUUUGUCAAAGAAAUCAUGCUGCCAUUUUCAAAGUUCAAAUCAUGGCUCAAAACACAACCAAUAAUUUGUAAAUUCUUAAUCACUUCAGCUAGAGGAAGAAGAUCUACAAAAGUUAGAGAAGCUUAUGAUGUAAAAUAUAACGCCUGUAGUAUGUCCAUAGUCAGUUCAACCAAUUAUGCCAAAACUGUUAGUUUAAAACAUUUGUACGUGUACACUUAUGUUUCUCUUCUGGGAUAACUUUGAAAAUCGAUGCUUUUUAGCUUGAGGCUUCAUGUUUGUGUUUUUGUGUUCGUUCACAAAAAUGAAAACUGGCAGUGUUUUUCCGCCCUCUGUCAUGCCACUUUCCACCAUGCCUUGAUCAUGUGCUGUAAUGUAUCACGAGUUGGGUACAUUGCUUAAUGUAUCACGAUCGGAUACAUUUGAUUUUAGUCAAGGCUAUGUGACCAAGAAUCAGCCAAUGGCUGUCCCUGUUUAGUUGACUAAAAGUCUAGGAAUAUAAGAUUGUGCUUUAUACCAACUGUCAAAUUAUGCAAAGAAAAAAUGGCUACUACAAUUUUUCAUUCGAGAAUAGAAUAACAUGAUGUAUAUAUUUUUUGAUUUUAGUUUUGAUUUCCUUUCUCUCCAUUUGGGGGUUGGGCAAAGCGACGGAUGACAUUUCCGACUACUUUUACGGCGCUUUUAAACGCUGGAACUGGCUGGUCGGAUCAGUCAUUUUGAAAUUGCCCACUUACAACAACUCUCUGUUAGCAGGAGUUUGACUGAAUCACGUCUGUUUCAUUACCAUGGUAGAAACACAUAAAAAACCUGCUCCAUCUGUCUCUGUAAAAGAUGACUCCGACUCAGAAAAAACAGCACACAAAGUCACACCAAAAGAACCACCCAAGAAGCCUGUUUCAUCUCACCCUGCUAAAGAAGAACCCAACGUGGAUCAUACCCCAGAAAUGGCCCACCCAGCACCUGCAAAAAAGCCAGUGGCACCACAGAAGCCUACUCUCCCACCCAAGAAACCGUUACCAAUAAAGGCUAAGAAACCAGAUAUUAUAGGACGAAAACCAGAGAAAAAAGCAGAUACAGAGAAAUCGGCACCUCUUAAGAAAACUGCUGAAGAUGCCGUAGAUGGUUCGCACGUUAAAGAGAUGUCACAUGUACAAGAAAGGUCAAAACCGGUUGACAAAAAACCAACACCUGAGAUUAAGACAAGUGAUACUGGAGAAGGUAUGUUCACUGCUUCAUAAUAUUAUAAGAAAAAAUGCGUAACAUAUAAUUUCACUGUUUUUGCUUACUCCAAGCAAAUACCAGAGGCAGAUUGCAUAAAUUUGUUGGCACAUUUCCAAAGUGUGCAAUGGCUGUAGAUAAAAGGACAAAAAUGAAAGGGUCAGAUGAUGUACCUAAAAAGGACUAUACCAGAAUCAUUUAUUAUGGAGGUAGAGAUGACUGGAAGUUUCUUUAAUUUUGAUUAUAAAGCAUAAAGGUACAUGUAUAGAGAAAGUAUCCGUAUAAAAAAUGCAAAUGUCAAUCAUUCUGUGUUGGAGUAUGUUCUCCUUUAGAUAUCAAAUAAGCCGCCUCAGCCACGCCCAGAUUGGCUUUCUUUUAAGAAUUUUCUUUCUAAUUUUUAGACUAUCCCCGUGAGUCACUAUAACAUGGGGUUCUACCCCCCUCCCCCGUAGUACUAAGUGUUCAUCUUUUAAAGGUCUCUCUUAAAGGCCGAUUUAUACGGUACGAUUUUUUGCUUACGACUAUCGUGCGCGUGUAGCAUAUAUCAUGACUUUUGACCAUCCACACGCGCACAAGUUACGCUUACGACAUCCUCAAUGUGUAGUACGGAUGUCGUGGGUCUAAUUUACCCCACACGAUCUGUCGUAAAGUCGUGACGCAUGCCAGCCGCGCACGAUAGUCGUAAGCAAAUAUAUAUAUAUGAUUACUUUCAAAACUGGUAAUAAUUCCAAACAGUGCUGUCCUCAUAGAAAAAGACUGUGUCCUUUUGUUCAAUUGUUAGUUGACUGUUUCUUGUUCUCUGUUACAGCCCCCAUAUCGUUUGAUGAUCCGCCAGAAACAGAAACGUUAAAUCACUUGACUGCUAACAGAGCCAAGGUGCCACAGAAGAGGCCGCCAUCUAAGGUUUUUGCAGAGUAUUAUGUCCCAUCCACACAAAAGCUUAAACAUGAUGUUUAAAAGCUGUUUUUUCUUUACUGAAGCUGCUCACUGUACUUUUAUUGAUUGCAAAUUUAAGGCAAUUGUGUUUUUUGGAGAAUGGAGAGUAGACGUUUUGAAAUUUUGAAAUUGGAAUUUUCUUGCAUCUUUGGCGCUCGCUUCAUGUGAGACUGGCGGCCAAAACUCUCACACGCGCAAAAACAGUUCCGCCAGCUACGCAGGCUAGUAAGUGGAUACACAUGAGUACCCGAUAUGUGACUGUGUACAUAGUUACUUCAUUUCGCCCUACCAUACGUCCCCGAAUUCUCGCUUGGCUACUUGAAAAAAGGGUGUGUUCACAUUAGUGCCAAGCGAGUACCGCAAGUAGCAAGUGUGAACGUCGCCAUAUUCUAGUCCAAGUUGAUACGUAACUGAUUCCCUUUUGUUACAGGAAGGGCGGUUAGAUUCGGCUCGUCUCAGUGGAAAUUUAGAUGACCAUCUUACCGUAAGUUGCAAUGUUCAUAUGCUGUUGAUAGUUAGUAAAGCGGGGCAGCCAACAACCGAAUCUUUCCGAACACCUCAGAUUUGACUCAAAUGUGUUCCCUAUGCUUGAGCAGCCUGUUUGUUUAAUUUGGAGCUGCCUUAAAAACUAAUUAUCUGUUCGAGUUUCUUAGGGAAACUUUUGGUCGAAUCGAAAGUUUUAGGUUGUUUUGUCAUCCGAAACUGUUACCUACCCAGAAGGAUGCGAUCGAAAGUUCCAGGAAAAGGAGUAGCAACUUUCAUUAGAAAAUUUAAGGGGACGUUCUGUCUUUAUACCGAGAUUUUCAGGAGACCCAUUUUUUAGCUAUAAUGUUGAUAUCUUGGUAAUAAAAUGUAAAAAACACAACCUCCGGUAAUCGUAGGUAAGUUACUGUACGAAACAUUGAAUAUCUUAGACGAAUGGAACGGUAAUCCAGAAAUGCUUAGCCUAAAUCUCGAGGCAAUAUUUGCUCCUUUGAAGAGUUAUUUUACAGAAAAAAGUCUUUGGCUCCCCGUGAAAAGAAAAGAAGAAGAAGAACAGGUUACACCCCAGCCCUAGGACCUCAUGACUCGUGUGCACCUUCACCCUUUAGAUUUUUGAGGUAAUUGUAAUCUGCUGUAUUUCUUGUAGGAAACAAUCAAGCAUCCUCCUUCACGUCCCAAAGAACCACCCAAAGAGCCUGCAUGGAAACGUGAUGCAAGAGAAGCUCGAGAAAAGAAACAGCCGCUAGAAGAAAAGGUGGGCAGGGAACAAUACGGAAAAAAGAGACUCUCGUAAAGGCCGCGCGAGAGACCUCGCGCGUCUCUUCGACCCUGUUUACACGGGUCCGGACAAAUUUUUGAACGGACCAAUUUUCUACCUGUGCAAACCGUUUACACGGAGCCGUGCAAAUUGUGGUACAGAUUACAGUAUUGUUUGUCGUUCAAACACUUACACGGUUCCGCGGGUUUAUAAAGGAAAGCGGGGGCGAAGGGAGUGAUGGGAAAAGGAGCUCUACGCUCGUUCCCAUCCUUCCUCUCUCGCGCUUCUCGCUUGUCUCGCGCGGCCUGUCUCGCGUGCCCACUUGUUCCCCAAUCCCCUCUUAGCCUUGGGAAAGCGUGUGGAGGAGGCAGAUACCAUUCGUUUGCCAAGUGUGUUCAGCAAAGAACACUUACAAAAAUUUAAUUAAGAUGGUUCAUCAAACGAAGCCCAAAAAGUUUUACUGUAAUAUAUCAAGCAUAAGACGUAGUGUUUCAUCACCAGAUGAAACACCGAGAAGACUGUUGUAAAUACGACGCGCAGCGGAGGUGAGAUGUUUCAUCGGUUGAUGAAACAUGUUUCGAAUGCUUGAUAUUACUUCUUAAAGAAAAUGAUUUUAGAAGGAGAAAUUAAGGAUGCAAAAAUGAGCAGUUUUUCUUCUGAUUUCCAAACACUCAUUAAACAUAAAUUUCCUUUGUUUUUUCUUUAUGAAUUAUUAAUGAGUUUGAGAAGUUGACUGUCAUGAACGAGUAAAUUAAACCUGCGCAGAAUGAUCUGGGAUCGUGAAAUUGAAGACUGUGUGUUUUUAGGUUAUCUUUGGAUGGCUUAGCUUGAAAUUGGAAAGUGUUCGAAAGAUUUUUUCAGUGUUGGGUAGCCUCCGGGACGCAUCCCUCGAGGGUGAAAUGAUCACCGACCCAAGCAUUUCAAGAGCUAUUUGUGGUACUUUUAACUACAUUGGUAUUCGCUGGUUGUUUGCCAUGUAUGCAUGUACUUGGGCAAAACGGUCGGUUCACGGUUUGGGCAAAUGGUAAGCAAAACUCAGGCCUGGUAAAUUUCGUUCGGUAAUCGCGUUUCCCUUUGAAACUGGUAUCAAAGAUGCGUUUAAAGAAAUGGAACACUAAUUCAGUUUUUGGAACAUUUCGACCGGGAAAAUAGCACUACCUCUUCAGACAUCUCAUUGCUCCCGGAAACGUUCCAAUUGGAACGACCCUAAAGGUCAUGUUCCAUCCACUUUCCAACCGGAAUUUGCGGAAACUUUUUGUAAAUUCGCCACUUAAGAAAACGAAAAGGGAACUGGAGCCGAAAUAUGUCGCGCAAUUGUUUCUGGGAUUGUUACAGGCCACGCGCCGUUCAUUUAUUGGCCGCCAAUCAGUAUUUUCCCUGUCCAUAGUAACAGUCCCAGAAUUCAAUGCGUAUGUUAACUCGGCCCACACUCGGUCUUGUUCCUAAAGUGGCGAAUUAUUGAUUCCGGUGUUUUUUCCUUUCCCUUAUUAAGGCUGCACUGCCGAUAUUGGCCUCCAAAACUGACGCGUUAGAAAAGCGAAAGUCAGUUCACAAGGAGGAGACACAUGAGCAGACGCCACCGGUGCAAAAAGUAGAGCCUUUUACGACAACGAGCCCAGCCGAGGUGGAAAAGUUACGAAAAGAGGUGUCUGGCCUGAGAGAGAUGCUGGACAAAAUGGAGAAGAAGUUUAAUGAAAGUUUAAAGAAACAAGAAGAGAAAUUUAUUCGAGAGAUCGAGGUGCUCACUAAUGACUUUGAUGAAGAGAAGAAGCAGAACGCAGCAGAGCUUGCCGCGCUGAAGGUGGAACUGAACAUAAUGAAGAGACGCCAAUCUCGGUUGAAUUUAGAUGACACUCAGUGAUAAUAGCCGAUAGGUUGUGCUAAGCGAAGUGAAUGAGAUUUAGUUUGAUACAUUCAAAUAGGCGUUCAUUCAUAUAGCUUAGGAAAUUUUUAAAAAAAUACUCUAGAAUUGUUUCAAAAUACAUCGAAUUGUCACCUGAGGGUCUUUAAAUCAAUACGAAAUAGAGUAUUAGUAAGGUAGCAUCUAGACUUAAUACACGUCGUUUUCACAAACUUCUUUACAGAAUCUACAGUCAAGGUAGUCACCCUCUGUUAAGCCUUCCUCUCCUUACUCCGGUCCAACCUCCGGUCUCACAAAGGUGUUCAAGUUAAAUACAAGGAUCACAAAUUCAUAGAAAAGUAGAGUAACUUGCUAAGUUUCCAAAACUAGACAAAGGAUGAAAGAAAAAACAAAUAGCAUACUGGGAAAAUUAUGUCCUUUGCUACUAAAGAAGUCUUUUAUACAUCUUCGUUAAAAGCUCGAGGUGAUUCCGAAUGUUUUCAUCGUCUCAGAAAACAAACCGAGCCGUCCGGGCAUUUCCUUGGAUCAGGUUGCCCAGCAACAUUUCCACUUAAUUCUUACAUGGGUCUAACAUGAGGGGCACCCAACGACGUUUUUCUUUAAAAUAAUUGUUCAGUGUUCGAGGAAGCAAAUAUUAUCCAGAAAUUUCUAAAGCUGUUAGUUACCUAUCAGGGUAACUAAGAGUUUCGGAGAAGACCAAAAAACCACUUAGAACUUUCGAGAGAACCCAAAUUUCCCCAAGAUAUCUAGCCUCCCACGCAGGCGUUUUUAGGGGAGCUCGUUUUAUCCUGUGGGGAGGGAUGAAAGACGAACUUCCCUAAAAACGCCUGUGUGGGAGGCGAUACUACAAGAUAUCCGAACAGAUAAACAGUUUUUAGCUCAACUCCAAGUUAACCAAACUAAAGCAUAGAGAAAUUUAUUUGAGACCUUCUGACGUAUUUGGAAACAUUUGGUUGUUGGGUGCCCCUGUCAUCGUCACACAGAGAGGAGACGACAGAAUUAUUGCAGGUUAUUUGGUCUUCAUCCUUGAAGCAAAAAUUUAACUUGACGAGAAAUGUCAGUUGUAGGAAGUUAUCAUUUUUAUUAUCGGAAUAUCAUCUGUAUAUAUAUAUAAAAAAUGCAAUUGAAAAGU
Molecule: messenger RNA, 24772 nt
Organism: Porites evermanni
Lineage: Eukaryota; Metazoa; Cnidaria; Anthozoa; Scleractinia; Poritidae
Source: the annotation of a GenBank genome assembly